GGGGGCAGGGUCGGCACGACGGCAGCUUCAGCUUCUGUUUUGGUCCGGCUCAUGUCGAUUCUCGCCCAGAUUUCGCAACGGCCACGCGUAGACAGAUACGGAGAUAUCCAUCUAUCACCAGGUACCAGUAUCUCAUGGCUGCAGUGGAAGCGGAGGACGACGCAAUUCCGACGGUUCCCGUCGUGACUCUGCAUCCGGAAGCUACCGAUAGUAACGGCGCCGGAAGAUGGGCCAUCGCCCUGACGACCGUUUUCACGCCCCCGGCAGGGUGCGUCUGGCCCAUCAUCCCCGACAUCAACCGCCCAGCGACUUGUAACCCGCCCUACUUUCAGCAUGCAGGCCCCCAAUGGCUAGGCUACUACUCCCCUGGCAUCUGUCCCUCGGGAUACACCGUCGGGUGUAUCCCCGACAGCUCCGUAGAGACGUUCAACGAUGAGCGAAUAAAGCCUGGCGAGACCGUCGGCGUCUGCGUUCCGGUGUCAUACGCAUGCCCUACGGACAGUGACAGACUGCCUCUCACAUCGGGUGUCAUGGCAGUUUCCUAUUACACCACGGAAACGACCCAGACAUACUCAGAGGCGCGCAUCGUCCAUAUCCGCUGGCAGUCCUCGGAUCUCUCGCUUUUCGAGACGCCUCCGCUGCCCGGACUCACAGUCAGCAGAACCAGCACUCCGCCCCAGUCUGCAACCGGUCGCUCCGAGACGGAGACAUCGACUGCUAAUACCACGACAGGGCAGCCGGGCGCUGUCUCAUCGACUGCCCCUGCGGUCCCAGGCUCAAGCAGUGCGGCCCUUUCCAGCGGGGCCAUCGCGGGGAUUGUGACCGGCGUGGGGCUGGCGGCUAUCUUGGGUGCUCUGGUCGCCUUCUUCGUCAUGCGGACGCGUCUGAAGGCUGCGAGGGCGUCUUCUCGGGUCGCUACUGAUUUCCGCUUGGGAGAAACGGCCGAGCUGGAGGAUACUACGAUGCGAGUAAGCCCGGGGAUUACAGCUACUAGGAUGACAAACGGCCACACGGAGGGCGGUGCUGUCGAGCUGAGCGGUGAGCCGCAGCCAACCCGGGAGCUCCCUGGGUAACUGGUUUAGAGGCCUGUAUAGCUGGGAGAGAACUAGAUGCUAGAUAGUCGUGAUGAACACUUCGAUGUCACAUUGGAGUGCUAAAGGCUACAGAAGUCUCGUCGUAUUUGUACUAGAGCCGGGCUACCAACGGAGGUGGAGGUCGGUUAAUAGUAUCA
This is a messenger RNA of Chaetomium strumarium, 1231 nucleotides long. RefSeq lists its product as uncharacterized. The transcript has 2 exons. The coding region runs from base 135 to 1073 and encodes 312 amino acids. The record is from RefSeq and is a predicted model, not a curated record. Lineage: Eukaryota; Fungi; Ascomycota; Sordariomycetes; Sordariales; Chaetomiaceae.